AUGGGGUUUCGUGGUGCCGAUACGUACAGUGUGAAAUAUUGUGAACAGGGUCGAUAUGAAUAUCAACGAUACCUUAUGAUAAAUCGAUUUCCAAGUGAGUACAAGAAACACUUUCUAGGAUUUCUCUCUAAUAUUCGUGCUGGAUCUGGACCAGCUAGUAUUCCACAGGAAACUCUUCAUUGGCUUUUACGUAUGAUUGUGGAUAAUUUUAACCCACAACAUGUGCAUUAUAUUGCGGCCAUGAAGACACUUCAAGAUACAGGAGAGUUAGAUAUGGCAAGAGAUGUUUGGAAGAUAAUGGAACGUCAGCAGACGUGGCCGUGUACUUCUACUAUCUGUAGUUACCUUGAUAUUUGUGUACAGGCAGGUGAAAAGACUUGGGCAAUGGAGGCAUGGAAUCGCUAUUGCACAGAGUUGAAGUUUUUGCAACCUGGA
Molecule: messenger RNA, 435 nt
Organism: Trypanosoma theileri
Lineage: Eukaryota; Euglenozoa; Kinetoplastea; Trypanosomatida; Trypanosomatidae
Exons: 1
Molecular function (GO): protein binding
Source: RefSeq, a predicted model, not a curated record